AUGCAUAUCUCGGACGACUUCCAGACGCUUUGCGAGCGUGUCCAAACAAUGGUUCGCCAACGACGCCGUAAGGAGAAACGUCACAUGGAGAUUUCUGCACCUUUUGGCUUCGAAAAGAACCCAGUCAACCUCCCAGGAGUCUCAGAGGAGCAACUCUCUAUGCUUCGAGAACAAGCCGCCGCCAGUCGAAUCGGCAUCGCAGACCCUCCCAGUCCUACCGCCCCUCGCUCACCCUGCUCAACCUCGAGCCUCUUCUCCCAUCCAGUCCGACCACCCAUCAAGACUGUUCCAACAUCCACUUCUCUCUCGUCCACCGACAGCCUCAACUAA
Messenger RNA from Fusarium tjaetaba, 330 nucleotides. RefSeq lists its product as uncharacterized. NCBI's taxonomy places the organism in Eukaryota, Fungi, Ascomycota, Sordariomycetes, Hypocreales, Nectriaceae. The record is from RefSeq and is a predicted model, not a curated record. The transcript has 3 exons. Bases 1 to 330 code for a protein of 109 amino acids.